Messenger RNA from Syzygium oleosum, 615 nucleotides. RefSeq lists its product as uncharacterized. The coding region runs from base 1 to 615 and encodes 204 amino acids. Gene Ontology annotation, molecular function: nucleic acid binding; zinc ion binding. The record is from RefSeq and is a predicted model, not a curated record. The transcript has a single exon. Lineage: Eukaryota; Viridiplantae; Streptophyta; Magnoliopsida; Myrtales; Myrtaceae.
AUGGUUGGAAAUAAGCGCUUCGUCCCUCCUGUUAAGAAGAACAUUGGAAAAUCGGCAUACAAUCAUGGAAACGUGUGUCGAUUCUGUGGGAGGAGGCAUGGGAAUGGCCCUUGCCUAAGUGGGAUUGGAGCUUGUUUUGGAUGUGGGCAACAUGGUCAUCAAGUGAGGAAUUGCCCAAACCGACCUAUUGGACCACAAGUGCAACUGCAACAAUCCCGAGUAGGACAACAAGCUGGGAAUGGUCUGCCUAUCAAUCAGAAUCGACCACAGGCGCAAGGAAGGGUGUAUGCUGUGGCAAGGAAGGAAGUGGAGGAUUCGCUUGGCAUGGUCACGGAUACGGUCUCUCUUCAAGAUCAUGCUGUUUAUGCAUUGUUUGAUUCGGGGGCUUCACAUUCAUUUGUUUCUGAGCAAUUCAUUAAGUUAGUUGGGCUUAAGUUGAAAUCUUGGGAAGUAACUCUUCGCGUUAUCACCCCUUUAAAGGAUGAAGUGUUAAUUACGGUAAGGUGCUUAGGCUGUAAGAUAGUUAUUGGUGGUAAGGAGGAAGUGAUAGAUUUGGCGGUUUUGGCAAUGUAUGACUUUGAUGUCAUCAUCGGGAUGGAUUGGCUCGUUAAGUAA